AUGGAUCGAUUCAACAUUAACAGUCAAAUUGAACAUUUGCAAUCGAAAUACGUUGGAACUGGCCAUGCCGAUACGAUCAAGUAUGAAUGGUUGACGAAUCAACACAGAGACAGUUAUGCGUCCUUCAUUGGCCACACUCCACUUUUGUCAUAUUUUGCAACGGCCGAAAACGAAUGUACAGCUCGAGUCAAGUUCAAUUUGAUGGAGAAAAUGUUGCAACCCUGUGGACCUCCACCUGCACGAGAAGAGCAUUAG
Molecule: messenger RNA, 255 nt
Organism: Zychaea mexicana
Lineage: Eukaryota; Fungi; Mucoromycota; Mucoromycetes; Mucorales; Lichtheimiaceae
Product: splicing factor 3B subunit 5/RDS3 complex subunit 10
Exons: 5
Coding region: 1-255 (84 amino acids)
Biological process (GO): mRNA splicing, via spliceosome
Cellular component (GO): precatalytic spliceosome; U2 snRNP
Source: RefSeq, a predicted model, not a curated record